This is a messenger RNA of Cuscuta campestris, 939 nucleotides long. Lineage: Eukaryota; Viridiplantae; Streptophyta; Magnoliopsida; Solanales; Convolvulaceae. The record is from the annotation of a GenBank genome assembly.
GACUGCUUGUUAUAGAAGAAUUUCAUAUAAGGUGUAAAAUGGAGAGACAACAUUGAUUUAAAAAACAUAUAAUUAGUUCUGUUGUUUGAGAGUCCUUAAAAACAAAAUAUUCUUUUCUUAAUUUUCUUGAAUAGAUCAACAAUGGGAACGAAGAAAAAGAAACUGGAUAUGCUUGGAGCCACUGGACAUCUAAAUUUGCAAAGUUCGGAUGUUUUAAAAUUGACAAUGUCAAGUUAUGAGAAGCAAAGGCUAGAAAGGAUAGAGCUUAAUGCUGCAAAAAUGAAAGCUUUAGGACUAGAGGAAAAAGCUAGGUUGCUUUUAAAGAGACAUUCAGAGUUGAAUAAUCAGAAAAAAUUACAAAACAAAAAAGGAAAGAAGGCAUUGGAGGGAGCUGAAGAGCAUAGACCUAAUAACAAUGUUCAUGAUGGGAAAGAACUAGAUGCUUCAGAUGCUAUUAUAGAUGACAAGGAUUUGAACAAUGCCAUACCCCAGACAAUUGUGAGAAAGAAUGAACUCAAGACUUCAGGUUCACGAGUAGCUGAAGAUAAUGAUGCAGAGGCUACCAUUGAUUCACUGUUUCAUUCUAAGAAUGAGAAACGACGUCGACUAUGCCUUUUUGGAAGAGGUGUUUCUUACACUUCAUUGAAGCAACAAGCUAUUCAAAAAGAGUGUGAAAAGAAAUAUCAACAAAAAGAUCAACCAACUGGAGGUGCUGAAACUAGUAAAGAAACUAUGAUCCAUUCUUCUUCUUCCGAUUCAACACAUGUGCCAAAUCAUGAUCAUCUAGCAUCUCCAAAUGUGCUGAACCCUGAGGGAACACAAUUCAUGGAUGAUGAUAUGUUUUCAUGACCAGUUGAUUAUGUCAAGACAUGAUGUGUUUUUUUUGUUUUUUGCUUUGCUUCUAGAGUGAUAGCAUAACACUAAAAACUUGUUGGUGUU